Naegleria gruberi is the source of this 516-nucleotide messenger RNA. RefSeq lists its product as uncharacterized. Lineage: Eukaryota; Heterolobosea; Eutetramitea; Acrasida; Naegleriidae. The record is from RefSeq and is a predicted model, not a curated record. Bases 1 to 516 code for a protein of 171 amino acids. The transcript has a single exon.
AUGGAUAAAGGAUUGAUAGAAAUUGAUAGAUUGAAGAGUGAUUUGGUAGAAUGUGAAAAGAGUGGAGAUUUAUAUGCAGAUUUUGAUUCUGAACUGGAAUAUGUUGAACCUCAUGAAGUUAAAUUAUCAAUUGAUGAAACAGAUAAUUGGAUCUCAAGAUAUGUGUUCUAUAGAUAUGCAAAAACUUUUAACGUCGAGGAAAGUUGCUAUACAAUGUCAAGAAGUCAAUUCGAUAAAUUAUUGACACAUUUGAGAGAAGUAAUGGGCGAACGAGGACUAGGUCAAGACAUUUUAAUUAUAAAGGAUGUAUUGGAUGAAGGAGAUGAAGAUUUGGAAAAUCCAUUCGAGGAUGAUUCAAUUGCCGCCUCAUUAGCAAGUAGUAAUCAGAUUGUUCUAGAUGUCGGUUCUGUUCUGGCAGAGCUCAAACAGAAUAGAACCAUUACGGAGGGAACUUUUCUGAAUUGGUUUCAAAGUGCCUUGGUACUUUACAUUAUGUUUAAAUAUAAUCAGUAUUAG